CAGGCUGAUCUUGUUACAUUGUAGCGCGGCGUCACUGUGCGUCAUACAGAGGAAGAGCGCUUGAUCCGGGCGAAUAGAACGUUUUUCAACUUUUCAUCGGAUACCUUGUCAUUCUUCAGCUGCUCGAGAACGUUUGGAGCGCGGAGGAGCGAAGCUGAUUUCCGCAGCGGACGCGGGGGGGGGGUUCGUUGUCGGUCUUGACCACCGAGAUCCCCGUGGAUGACCUCCAGAACCAUGUAUCCGCACGGAAGACCCCAGGCUCCGCUGGUGUCAGGCCACGCCGGUGUGAAAUUCACAGUCCUGGAAACUCUCGACCAUAUAAAAGAGGAAUUCCAGCUGUUCCAGGCCCAGUAUCACAGUCUGAAGCUGGAAUGUGAGAAGUUGGCGAGUGAGAAAACUGAGAUGCACAGACAUUACAUCAUGUAUUAUGAAAUGUCUUACGGGCUGAACAUUGAAAUGCAGAAGCAGGUUAGUGAUGGCACUGGACAUCAGCAUCAGGUGGCUCAAGCAGUGGAAAGAUCCAAACAUGUUAGCAUGGCUGAACUCAACGCUAUCAUCGGGCAGCAGCAGUUCCAGCAUCUAUCCCAUCAUGCCCCGGGCUUCCCUCUGACGCCACACCCCUCAGGACUGACCCUGGGAGUGGGUGCGAGCCUCAUGGCUCUUCCCGGGGCCUUCCCGUUCCCCCCACACCUGGUGCCUAAAGAUGACCUCACUCACCCUGAGCCCCUGGACUCCAGAGUUUUUGAUGACGUCUUGCACCGUCUGUGUUUGCAGAAAAGUGCGUCACCCGCAGGACUCUCUCCCAGAUCGACGGAAGGGAAUGGACUGACCAGCUCUCCGGUCCUCCGGAAGAAUCCAUCCAGAGAAGGCUCUUCCUCCCCUCGCUCUCAGCCGCGCUCGCCUCUCUGCAAAAGCCCCACUCAGGAGAAAGUGAGAUCUCCGUCUCCUUCAGCGUCCCAUGAAUCACUCUCUCCUGGCUCUCCAGCACCUCCCCGCCCUCUCUCGUCCUCCGCCCGCGGCCCGUCUCCCGCUCUCAAACACUAGGACCCACUCCAGCCCAUGGAGUGAGACUAGUGAAAGACCGCCGCUACCCCUCCCCAGCCCGCCCUUCCCAGAAUGCACGGGGCCAGUCCCAGAAUGCACCGGGGCGGCCCCAGAGCACUCGGGCCUGGGCAUCAGGUGCCUUGUCAGAAGCCCUUCAUCCAUCCUCGUGGCCCUCCGAGCCGAACUCUGAGCGAACCACAUCUGUGUUCUCACACGCCGGGCGUAAUCAGCCAAUCAGCUGUCUGUCUGACAGCUCUGUCAGCCAAUUAGAAAGAAGGCUGAAUAUUCUGUGUGACAGGCUUCUCCGUGUCAUCUCCCACACAGAAAUGGACUGAGAUGCUUUUACUGCCAAUUUUGUCAAAACGAGUUCAAAACAAA
Messenger RNA from Sinocyclocheilus anshuiensis, 1422 nucleotides. RefSeq names its product amino-terminal enhancer of split-like. Bases 220 to 1044 code for a protein of 274 amino acids. Lineage: Eukaryota; Metazoa; Chordata; Actinopteri; Cypriniformes; Cyprinidae. The transcript is spliced from 11 exons. Gene Ontology annotation, molecular function: transcription corepressor activity; protein binding. The record is from RefSeq and is a predicted model, not a curated record. Gene Ontology annotation, biological process: negative regulation of canonical Wnt signaling pathway; regulation of DNA-templated transcription. Gene Ontology annotation, cellular component: transcription regulator complex; nucleus.